Sodiomyces alkalinus F11 is the source of this 1020-nucleotide messenger RNA. RefSeq lists its product as hypothetical. The annotation marks the transcript as partial. The transcript has a single exon. NCBI's taxonomy places the organism in Eukaryota, Fungi, Ascomycota, Sordariomycetes, Glomerellales, Plectosphaerellaceae. The record is from RefSeq and is a predicted model, not a curated record. Gene Ontology annotation, cellular component: nucleus.
AUCCUACCACCUUCGACUCCACAAAAUCUCUCUGGGUCGAGGCCGAGGACACUAGUGUCUCCAGAGAAGCUGCCCGUUCCCCCGAAGACACCGCAUGGGCCGAGCGUGGACUUGUUCUGGGACCGAGAAUUUGUGGAUGAAUGGAACGCCGAGCAUUCACCCAAGAAGCUCUUCCUUCCAGCCGUACGGCCGAGCCCUACCAAAUCGAAGGCGAAGAAGAAGGAAGCCAGGAUAUCGUUUGAGCAGAGAAGACAGGAGAUCGCGGCGACAUUCCUGAAAGAACUAGAUGAAGUGAUCACCCAGGGUCGUCUUGCAGAGCUGGCCAGCUCGACGGGGGGCGUUGCCAUCCGGUGGUCAAACAAGCUUAACACCACUGCUGGACGCGCGCACUGGAAGAAGGAGACUGUAAGGACAGUAGGCUCCGACGGCCACGAGCCCGCCACGGCCGUUCGAGAUCAUGCAUCCAUUGAGCUUUCGGAGAAGGUCAUUGAUGAUGAGCAUCGGUUGCUGAAUGUCGUCGCACACGAGUUCUGCCACUUGGCCAAUUUCAUGGUCACCGGAAUCACGGCCAACCCGCAUGGCAAGGAGUUCAAAGCCUGGGCGGCCAAGGUAUCGAGGGCGUUCCACGACCGCGGAAUCGAAGUCACGACCAAGCACUCCUACGACAUUGACUUCAGGUAUAUCUGGGAGUGUACCGAUUGCGGCACCGAGUACAAGCGACAUUCAAAGAGUAUUCACCCGGAGCGCCAGCGCUGCGGCGCCUGCAAAGGGGCGUUGAAACAGACGAAGCCAGCACCCCGUGCUGUGACCGGAAAGAAAUCGGAUUAUCAGCUAUUCGUCCAGGAGCAGAUGGGAAUCGUCAGGAAGGAUAACCCGCACACCCCGCAGAAGGAUCUCAUGCGCCUGAUAGCUCAGAAAUGGGCCCAGAAGGCCGAAAGGACUAGCCGCAACACCAUGUCCAGUGAGCAAAGUGGCUUGGUAGAGGCGGUUGCUGAUGAAUUGCGCAACUUGAGUAUUUGA